Messenger RNA from Saccharomyces paradoxus, 891 nucleotides. It is a transcript of the gene SEC28, whose product is annotated as coatomer subunit epsilon. Gene Ontology annotation, biological process: intra-Golgi vesicle-mediated transport; endoplasmic reticulum to Golgi vesicle-mediated transport; retrograde vesicle-mediated transport, Golgi to endoplasmic reticulum. Gene Ontology annotation, molecular function: structural molecule activity; protein binding. Gene Ontology annotation, cellular component: COPI vesicle coat. The record is from RefSeq and is a predicted model, not a curated record. The transcript has a single exon. NCBI's taxonomy places the organism in Eukaryota, Fungi, Ascomycota, Saccharomycetes, Saccharomycetales, Saccharomycetaceae. The coding region runs from base 1 to 891 and encodes 296 amino acids.
AUGGAUUACUUUAAUAUCAAGCAGAAUUACUACACGGGGAACUUCGUGCAAUGUUUGCAGGAAAUAGAGAAGUUUAGCAAGGUCACAGAUAACACUUUAUUAUUCUACAAGGCCAAGACCCUUUUGGCAUUAGGCCAAUAUCAAUCACAGGACCCCACUUCUAAGCUUGGUAAGGCCUUGGAUUUGUACGUCCAGUUCUUAGAUAAAAAAAACAUUGAGGAAUUAGAGAGUUUGUUGAAGGAUAAACAGAGUUCACCAUACGAAUUACAUCUUUUGGCCACUGCUCAAGCUAUCUUGGGUGACUUAGAUGCAAGUUUGGAGACAUGUGUGGAAGGUAUUGACAAUGACGAGACAGAAGGGACUACAGAACUAUUGCUACUUGCCAUCGAGGUUGCUUUGUUGAAUAACAACGUCUCGACUGCGUCCACAAUCUUUGAUAACUACACUAAUGCUAUUGAAGAUGCUGUUUCUGGUGACAACGAAAUGAUUUUAAACCUGGCUGAAUCAUAUAUCAAAUUUGCUACAAACAAAGAAACAGCAACAUCUAAUUUUUAUUACUAUGAAGAACUAUCUCAAACCUUUCCUACUUGGAAAACUCAAUUGGGACUGCUCAAUUUACACUUACAGCAAAAAAACAUAGCUGAAGCUCAAGGGAUUGUCGAAUUAUUACUUUCUGACUACUAUAGCGUCGAACAAAAAGAACACGCUGCAUUGUACAAACCUAAUUUCUUGGCAAAUCAAAUUACGCUUUCUCUUAUGCAGGGUCUUGAUACUGAAGAUCUGACAAACCAAUUGGUAGAACUGGAUCAUGAACAUGCAUUCAUCAAGCAUCACCAAGAAAUCGACGCAAAAUUCGAUGAGUUAGUGAGGAAAUAUGAUAUCUCCAACUAG